AUGCCCUGGCCCAGUCUUGCCGCCGAGAAGCCCGUAUAUCGGAUUCCCCAUAUUUGGGGUUCGUGGUCGGAGAUGCACGAUGACGUCGACGAACAUGUCGACUCUCUAAACUAUGUCUAA
Penicillium arizonense is the source of this 120-nucleotide messenger RNA. RefSeq lists its product as uncharacterized. The transcript has 2 exons. Bases 1 to 120 code for a protein of 39 amino acids. The record is from RefSeq and is a predicted model, not a curated record. NCBI's taxonomy places the organism in Eukaryota, Fungi, Ascomycota, Eurotiomycetes, Eurotiales, Aspergillaceae.